AUGGAAGCUCUCCUAUCCCACUCCUUCGACUACCUCACGUCUCCCUCACCUCCCAAAAUCCGCAAAGGUCUCCGACAACUCGAAGGUCUCCUCGCACAACUCACACUGCAAGCGGCGACUUCAUCUGCACCGGAACCAUCCAAAGCGCUGGCUCUCAAAAGCAAUCCUCCCAGUGCCCCGUUGUCUACCAAACCCACAUCGACGCCCAAACCUCUCUCCUCGCUGCCACAAGACCCCGCAUUCCGCACCUUCUACAACCUGCAGAAUACCUUCCAAUACAAUGUCGCCACUCGCCUCAUCAGCACACUGGAGCGGCUGUUGGGUAAGAGCAACAACGGCGCCAACGACCUGCUCAUCAUCGCGGCGCUAGACCUCGUGCAGGGGAUGCUCCUACUGCACCCACCCAGCCGCGAGCUCUGGGGCCGCGAAGUCUGCAUGAACCUUUUCCUCGACCUCCUCGACCCCAACUCCUGCCCCGCCAUCCACAUUUCCACGCUCCAAGCCCUGACCGCCUCCCUGAUCGACCACCCGGCCAACACCCGCCUCUUCGAAGACCUCGACGGCCUCCUCGUCGUGACCUCGCUCUUCAAAUCCCGUCAGAGCAGCCGCGAGGUGCGCACCAAGGGCGUCGAAUUCCUGUAUUUCUACCUGGGCGCCGAGGAGCGCGAGUCGCAGAAGCGCGAGGCCAAGAGCGCGGGGAAUACGGAGGUGUUGGGCGGCAGGGGGAGAGAAGUGCUGAGUGCGUUCCGCAAAGAGGAGCAGGCGAAUGCGGCGGGAAGGAGGGAAAGUGCCACUGUCGGGGGCCCGGUUGGGGGUGGUGGGACGACGGGGUUUGGGGAUGGGGCGCUCAAGAUCAAGAGCUCCGAAGAGAAGCAGGCGAUGCUGGGGAGGUAUAUGGGCAACGUGCAGGAUCUGAUGGAUGAUAUGCGCGAGGCUCAGGCGGGAGGCGGGCUGUUGAGUCGUGGCAGCGUGAGUCCCGUGCGGGUUUGA
Molecule: messenger RNA, 990 nt
Organism: Cyphellophora europaea CBS 101466
Lineage: Eukaryota; Fungi; Ascomycota; Eurotiomycetes; Chaetothyriales; Cyphellophoraceae
Exons: 2
Coding region: 1-990 (329 amino acids)
Source: RefSeq, a predicted model, not a curated record